Messenger RNA from Thalassophryne amazonica, 1260 nucleotides. RefSeq names its product RNA polymerase II elongation factor ELL2-like. Lineage: Eukaryota; Metazoa; Chordata; Actinopteri; Batrachoidiformes; Batrachoididae. The record is from RefSeq and is a predicted model, not a curated record. The transcript has 10 exons. Gene Ontology annotation, molecular function: cis-regulatory region sequence-specific DNA binding. The coding region runs from base 1 to 1260 and encodes 419 amino acids. Gene Ontology annotation, cellular component: transcription elongation factor complex. Gene Ontology annotation, biological process: positive regulation of transcription elongation by RNA polymerase II; snRNA transcription by RNA polymerase II; transcription elongation by RNA polymerase II.
AUGUCAGCGUUGAGGCAGGAGCAUAGUUAUGGUCUCUCCAGCACCCAAAUCAGCAAAAACACCAAGCAGAGUCUGUACCACGUAAAACUGACUGACAGCGCGAUCCGGAUGCUGGAAACUUACCAGAACCUGAAAGUUAAAAGGGACGACACGGACCACCUGGAGAGCAAGGGCCACAUUCAGGGCAAGAUGACAGUUUGUGCCACAGAACAGUCCUACCAGGAAACGAGGAAAUACCUGUCUCAGAUGGAGAAACCCAGCCAGAAACGGUCAGCGAUUGAGAUCGAGCGGAGGCCAACUAAGUUUGCAAAGAUCCAGAGCAAGUGGAGUUUAAUGCCAGGCUCACGUGGCAGCAGCAGCAGCAGCAGCAGCAAACACUCCCUGUGCAAGAGGAGCCAGGUCCUCAGUCCUGUGGCACGCUGCCCCUUGAGGGAAUGCAUUGUUCAUCGGCUGGCUUUAAGAUCACAUAAAAAACCUGAUCUGGUGCUGUGGUUGGAGAGACAGCGAUUUGAUUCAGAGGACAUGGCUGAGCUGACCUCAGUGUUGGAGGAGGUCAGCAAUUGGAACCCAGAUGCUGACUGCUACAGUCUGAAGACGGAGCUCUUCACACACGUCCAGACAGACUGGCCUGGAUAUAAGAGCAAGGAAAAGCAGCUCAUUGGCCGGCUCCUGAGUAGGAAACGGCCAUCGCAGUCAGACCUGUCCAAUGAUCUGGACCUGAAAAAACAGAGGACAUCAGUCCAGGCUGUGCCUCCACGGAUGCCCUCUCAUGAAGUUCAGUGUACAAACCCCACUAGCAGCUCCUUUCAUUGGACUUCUGGAAACCCCCACAGCUCAGCCCUGUCCUCGGCGUACAUCCACAAAGGCCACACAGGGGAGAAAGCUACGGUUACUUCAACCUCAGCGACUCCACUCCCCGACUAUGUCAACAAAUACAGCACCAUCACAUCACUGGAGCAGCGUCAAAAAUACGAAGAGGAAUUUGACGCUGAGUAUCAUGAAUAUGAAGCUGUUCAUGACCGGAUCGCCGCUGCUGCAGAAAGGUUUCUUCAGAUGACCUCUGAACUGGACUCGCUGCCUCCUGGGACGGAAGCUUAUCAGCAAAUGCGGGACCAGGUACUGGAAAAGUACAGAAUCUAUCAGAAAUGGUUUCCUGGAUAUCAGAGAGACAAGAGGAAAUGCAUCUAUCUUCACCAUAAACUGGUGCAUAUAAAAGAAAGGAUUGCAGACUACGACCAAGCACAGGAGACCAGGAUCUGA